Salvia miltiorrhiza (redroot sage) is the source of this 1341-nucleotide messenger RNA. Its product is annotated as protein DMR6-LIKE OXYGENASE 2-like. NCBI's taxonomy places the organism in Eukaryota, Viridiplantae, Streptophyta, Magnoliopsida, Lamiales, Lamiaceae. Gene Ontology annotation, molecular function: dioxygenase activity. Bases 168 to 1220 code for a protein of 350 amino acids. The record is from RefSeq and is a predicted model, not a curated record. The transcript is spliced from 3 exons.
GAGUGAAUUUUAAAGCAAAACAAUCCAACUUCAAAACAAAGACUAUGAAAGGUACGUCACAUUUCUGUCCAGGUUCAAUGUAUUUCAUGAGAUUAUUAUUACUCCAUGUUUAGUUUUCUACUGUCACCUAAUACUCGCCAAACAUCUCAAUCCAUCUUCAGCUAGCCAUGGGAGUAGUGGAUCCUGCUUUCAUCCAGGACCCGGAACACAGGCCCAAACCCGAAACACUCCAGGCCGACAACGUCCCGUUGAUCGACCUCUCCCCGUUGGGAGCCCCGGAGCCUGCUCCGGCCGCCUUGGAGAGCCUAGUGGCUCAAAUCGGCGAUGCGUGCAAGAACUGGGGAUUCUUCCAAGUGAUCAACCACGGCGUGCCGUUGCAUCUCAGGGAGAAGAUGGAGCUGGUCUCGAGGGAAUUCUUCGCUUUGCAGAAAGAGGAGAAGAAGAAAGUGGCCAGAGACGAGGUGGAUCCUCUAGGAUAUUACGACACCGAGCACACUAAAAACGUGAGAGAUUGGAAAGAAGUCUUCGAUUUCACAGAGCGAGAGCCCAUCAUCAUACCUGCUUCGCUCGAUGACAGCCACGGGGAGCUCAAACAGAUACGGAAUCAUUGGCCUCCUCAUAAUCCUCCUCACAUGAAGGAGGUGUGCCUGCAGUAUGCUGCUGAGAUGGAGAAACUGGGGUACAAGUUGCUGGAGCUGAUAGCAUUGAGCUUGGGGUUGGAGAGGGAGCGGCUGAGGGCUUUCUUCGAUGUUCAGACGAGCUUCGUCCGGCUGAAUCACUACCCGCCAUGCCCAGCUCCGGAGCUGGCUCUGGGGGUGGGCCGCCACAAGGAUGCCGGGGCAUUGACAGUUCUGGCUCAGGAUGAGGUUGGAGGCCUCCAAGUCAAGAGGAAAACUGAUGGGGAGUGGAUUCUUGUUCAACCUACUCCUAAUGCUUAUAUUAUUAAUGUUGGUGACAUAAUACAGGUUUGGAGCAAUGAUAAGUAUGAGAGUGUGGAACAUAGGGUGAAAGUGAAGGCGGAGAGGGCAAGAAUUUCGAUUCCAUAUUUCAUGAAUCCUGCUCAUGAUACCAUGGUGGAGCCUCUGGAGGAGCUGGUGAGCGCGCGCAAUCCUGCAAAGUACAAAGCCUACAGCUGGGGGAAGUUUUUCGCCACGAGGAAGCUCAGUAACUUCAAGAAGCUUGAUGUUGAGAAUGUUCAGAUAUACCAUUUCAAGAACUGAUGUGAAGAUUCUCUCUUUCCAUUAUCAGUGUUUUAUGUAUUGUGAAACUGCAAGGAAUAAAAUGACCCUUCAUGUAAACAAGCAUUAUUUGCUGCUUAUAAAGAGUUGCUAUUGCUGUUGC